This is a messenger RNA of Cicer arietinum (chickpea), 738 nucleotides long. RefSeq lists its product as uncharacterized. The record is from RefSeq and is a predicted model, not a curated record. NCBI's taxonomy places the organism in Eukaryota, Viridiplantae, Streptophyta, Magnoliopsida, Fabales, Fabaceae.
AAUUUGCAUAUAAUCAUGAAUUGUUUGAUCAAGACUGAAGGGUUUUAUCAAUGGCCGUGCCAUAGCCCAUAGAUAUAAUAAUGCUUACCAAUUUCAACGCGACCAAACAAAUGUAUCUAGAAUUUCAUUCAGAAAUGUUUUUUAACUAUUGGUUUACCCCAAUAAUCGGAUAGGGUGACAUGUGGGAUGUGUAUCUAUGAAUGCCCACUUUCUCAGCCUUCACAAUCGGCAUUUCUUUGAUCUGGUAAUAAUGACUUCCAUGUAUCCAUAAAAACCUUCAACUUUUAUGCAAUAAAGGGAGAGAGGAGAAGCUUUAACAAAGUAAGUCUAAAUUCGAUUAAAAAUCACCACCAACGAGGGAAGCCUUUACAGAUUAAUUAUUGGGUUAACAUGAAUGAACAAGCUAAGAACGAUGCCAUGAAUGUAAGAAGUUCCAUCGAAAGAAAGGUGGAAACUGUGGAUUAUCGAUCUUCUGCAGGGCAAGGGAAAGAAGAGAGGAAUGUACAGGUUGUUCAUCAGCCUCAUUCCAAAACCAGUGGUGGUGUUCUUACUGGUGCUGCUGAUGCCGUUGCCUCCACUCUACAAUCUGCCAAAGAUGCGAUUUCAAAAAAAUAAUGUAAAUUAGGAUCCUCAAUUUGUUCUGCAAAGGACAGACAUGAAUAUAGUGCCAAUGAUGUAUUAAUUUUGUAUCAAUUGAUUAUUGAUUGAUUGUAAAUAAAUAAAUAAAUAAAAGUGUUU